AACUCUUCGUCUGUCAAUGGCAGGCAGCUCGGAUAUCGCAAUGAUUCUAAGCCGACACACGGCCAUCACCUACCGCCAUUUUUUUUAACGCAAUGAUUUUGAUGAUAAUUGCACGACGCGCCAUGAAACACUUUUUCUUAACCAUUUACUUUAACGCUCCCUCUUCUCCGCCAUUCGACUUUUACUUCUAUUCAACGCCAGAAGCCAUUAAAAAGGAAGAUAUUUAAAACUCAAGAAACCCUUUACAGGGACAUUGGUGGCUGUGUUAUUUGAUCUUUCAUACACUUCAACAUUCGACGCUCAGAGUCGAGAAAGGAAAAACAGAACCGAGAAAGCACCCCUCAAAAAAAAAAAAAAAAAAAAAAAAAAAAAAAAAAAAAAAAAAAAAAAAAAAGAAAAGAAAAGAAAAUCUUACUGGCGUUUACAGUAUCGCUGUCUUUUAAAAAAAUAUUUAUUCAUAUUCUGGAAUGAGACGGAUUAGAUGGUUUGCAAGUACUCCUCAAGGAGUCGGUUAUUUUUGUUUCUCACUUGAUUACCCUUUCUCCCCUGUACAGCUUUCUCCACUUGAAAGCGAACGGGAUUUUUAUUUUGUUUGUUUUUUUAUUUAUUUAUAUACUGGCAAACUCAAACAAAUAUGUGACAUGACUGGGGAGGGAGGAAGCCUUUUUUUAGCUCAUACAUGUUUUUAUACAUGCAUCAACGCAUUUUAUACGAAAUAGACAAGCAUUUUUAUAUCAAUCAAGAGAACAAAACUUGGAGAAAUUGAGUACUUAUUUUUCAUGUCUCUCGUGCCGUCUCAACGCCGACACAUGCGCCAAGGGGUGUCUAUUUUUUCGUUGCUGCAAAACACCGCCCAUAUUCAUCCCGUAUCAAUAAACGCCGUAU
Trichoderma asperellum CBS 433.97 is the source of this 885-nucleotide messenger RNA. NCBI's taxonomy places the organism in Eukaryota, Fungi, Ascomycota, Sordariomycetes, Hypocreales, Hypocreaceae. The record is from RefSeq and is a predicted model, not a curated record.